GUUGGUUGAGUCGUCGUGUGAUAAUAAUGUGUGACUGUGACCGUGCUGGGUUCGUGCUCGCGCUUCCGACAACGAGGCGUUCAAUUUAAUCAACCAAAGUAGUAACCGCGUGCUGGGUCCGCUUCUAAGCGACCGUUGAACCGCCGCGACAUCUAAUCGCAAACCCGCCCCCCGGCACGAUACCAAAGAAGAUAGAGAUCGAAGACGCAGUUAGGACCCGAACUGCAACAUCACGGCUCACACAGGAAAAUGUCGGGCGAAACACAUUCAACGGCGGAGGAAAACAAGGUCCGAUACCGGCGGACACAGAGUGUGACGCGGGCGGAGGAGAUAACGAAGAAGGAAUCGGUACAGCGAAAAUCACAGCCGGACAAACCAUGUCACCGACCACGCGACUCGCUGUUUUCGUGGAGUUCCGGCUUCGACAACUUCACCGGUCUAGUCAAUUGGGGUUUUCUGCUGCUCACGAUGGGAGGCAUUCGGUUGGUGCUGGAAAACUUUAUCAAGUACGUACUGGCACGCAUGCCACCCGCCUAUGUGCAGUGUUUAACGGUUCUGUUCGAUCUUGCCAGAUACGGCAUCCGCGUCGAUCCGGUUCAGUGGUUCACGGUGCUUACCGGCAAAGGUGAAGGUGAAGGCUAUCCAUCGCUGCUGCUGGUCAGCUACUCGCUGGUGCCCGUGAUGAUCUGCCUGAUGAUGGAACGCUCCCUGGCGAACGACAUCAUUCCCGAAGGAGCCGGGAUGGCCGUCCACAUUAUCAACAUCAUCGUGCUGGUCCUGAUCCCGAUGGUGGUGAUACACGUGAAGGGACAUAUCUUUAGCUUGGUGGGAGCUAUGACGGUAUGCUUCAUCUAUUGCAUACUGUUUAUGAAGCUCUGGAGCUACGUGCAGGUUAACCUGUGGUGUCGCGUGCAGCAGAAGCAGAACCGACACAAUCGUUCUGGCCGGCGUCAGAGUAUUACGAUUGCGCAACUGCAGAACGGACGAGAUCAGGAGCAUGAACGAAACGGAGCGAAUGGAAGUGCGUCAGGCGGCGGAUACAAUAACGACAAGGACAAGGUACCGGUUCUGGUACACUACCCCGACAAUCUGCAUCCGACUGAUCUGUUCUACUUCCUGCUCGCCCCGACCCUGUGCUACGAGCUGAACUUCCCCAAAACGACGCGCAUCCGGAAGCGGUUCCUGAUCAAGCGCAUGCUCGAGGUGGUGAUCGGUGUGCACAUCGUGAUGGGUUUGUUCCAGCAGUGGAUGAUCCCGUCGGUGCGAAACUCGCUCAUACCGUUCUCGAACAUGGAUCUCACAAAAAUGGCCGAACGUUUGCUAAAGCUUGCCAUCCCGAAUCACUUGAUGUGGCUGUGCUUCUUCUACCUGACGUUCCACUCGUUCCUGAACCUGAUGGGCGAGUUGCUACACUUUGCCGAUCGUAACUUCUACAGCGAUUGGUGGAACGCCAACAAUAUCGACACGUUCUGGCGCACGUGGAACAUGCCGGUACACAAAUGGUGCGUUCGGCAUCUGUACAUUCCAGUGGUGGAAUUGGGCUACUCGAAGCUGAGCGCUUCGGUGAUCGUGUUCUUCUUCAGUGCCUUCUUCCACGAGUACCUCGUAAGUGUCCCGCUGAAAACGUUCAAGGUGUGGGCCUUCACGGGCAUGAUGGCCCAGAUUCCGCUCUCGAUCGUGGCCAAGCACAUGGAGACGACGUACGGGCCACGCUGGGGUAAUAUGCUCGUCUGGGCGUCGAUCAUUCUCGGUCAACCGCUUUGCAUUAUGAUGUACUACCACGACUUUGUCAUCACCAACUACAACGAAGUCCUGGCGUAGUCCUAGGCGGCCAUUGCAUACCACUACCACGUACGCAUCACGAAUAGGCCGAACCCUGUUGCUGCUUAAAGAUUAUCGUCACAAUCAAUCGAUCAUCGUUUGUCUUUCAUUUAACCGUUCUUUUUUAGUUUUGUAAAUGUUCGUCGCUAUAUUGUGCAUUUGAUAGAAAAUGUGUCUUUUGUAAUCGUGUUUAUUUUGCUCCAUUCUUUUCUACAUAAAAAAUCCAAAAC
Anopheles cruzii is the source of this 2051-nucleotide messenger RNA. It is a transcript of the gene mdy, whose product is annotated as diacylglycerol O-acyltransferase 1. The coding region runs from base 250 to 1821 and encodes 523 amino acids. Gene Ontology annotation, biological process: triglyceride biosynthetic process. Gene Ontology annotation, molecular function: diacylglycerol O-acyltransferase activity. Gene Ontology annotation, cellular component: endoplasmic reticulum membrane. The record is from RefSeq and is a predicted model, not a curated record. The transcript has 8 exons. NCBI's taxonomy places the organism in Eukaryota, Metazoa, Arthropoda, Insecta, Diptera, Culicidae.